AAAAUUUCAUCUACAUCCGGAAUACGAGCGGCCAGUCGGCGUGUGGUCGCUGUAAGCCUCCUCCAUGUAAACGGAACCAACUCUGAUUAUACACGUUCUUUAAAAAUCCGUAUACAAUGCGUGUUUAAUACAAAUGUGUACAUUUAUAUAUAAUAUAAUAACUGAGCGUUUCCGGAAACAUUAGGCGAUGCGUUAUGUUCCGUUAGCCAGCUGAGCUUCAUGCUAGCCGCUAGCUGUCAGGGCUCUUUCUGACUGUUGAGGUUAUUUAUAAAUCAUAAAGUAGCAUGAAUGAGAGCGACUGCGUACAAUCGGAGGCCACCGCUAGGAAAGAAAUGCACAUGUCCAUCUCCGGGAACAAAAGCGGGAGUGUAAACAGUUCCCCUCCGGAGGGAGACACUGUGUUUGACAUGGACGACCAGGAUGAGGAAGAGGAGAGCGAUGCGCUGGACUCAGCUGAGGCGAGAGAGAGCGCACCGAGCCCGGCAGAGCCGUGCGACGAGAGCGCGCCGAAGCGCUGCGUGUAUGACGGAUGCUCCGAAACCAGCGCGCUGGGUUCCAAGCAGAGAAAGCCAUGGAUGUGUAAAAAACACCGCAACAAAAUGUACAAGGACAAGUACAAGAAGAAGAAGAGCGACCAGGCCAUUGCGUCGGGGAAAUUAGAAGAGGGCUCGGAGGAGAGGCCGGUGUCUGUGACUAAGCAACGACUUGGCGCUGUCGGAGAGAGACCCACAAGACCUUCACUCAUAGAGCAAGUGUUAAACCAAAAGAGGCUGUCUCUCUUGCGGAGCCCAGAGGUCAUCAGUUUCCUCCAGCAGCAGCAGCAUCUCCUCACCAUGCAGACACGAUCUCAAAGACAUGACCAGCAAAGCUACUGAGCACUGUGUGUACCGUUAUGUCACUGCGGAUUUAACAUACCAUACAAGUACUUCAGGAGAAGCUCCAUAAGCCUAAGAAAGCAUAAACAAUUUGGACUCUGAUGUUACACUGCAAAACACCACAAGUCUCCACUGUGGUGACAUCACACACGUCAUUACAACCUGGAUCAUUUUCAGUAGCAGUUCUACUGUAUAUAAAAUCAUUUUUAAACUACUUGGGUUUUUAUCAUAUGCUGGGUUUUUUAUGCACCACUAUGCAUUUUAAAUUUAAAACAGUUGUGUGAAAGCAGCAACAUACCAGCAGGUGAUUUUUAACACUAGUGAUUUGUGUGCUCAUAGAUAUGUAUUUAUUUUAACCAUUUAAUUAUUGUGAUAUGAUGAAUGCCUGUAUAUGAAGCAGUGUACAUGCAUCCUUAUUGUAAGUAUGUGAUUAGGCAAGUAUGAUUUACAGGUAAAAAACUACUGGAAACCCGGUUUGAGGUUUUAUGACUCUAAGCAUCAAAUAUAUUAGAAUAAUUGAUAAUUUGAUAUUUUAAGUUGAUUUGAUUUUAGUUUUGUAUUUGUAUCAGGAUUUGUUUUAUUUGCAAUAUUAUUUGAAUCUCAAGCAAAUUACCCUAAGACGAGAGUGAAAUUCUGUAUUUAAAAAAAAAAAAUCAAGCAUGUAAUAGGGUUCAAUAUUUACUCAUAUUUUCAACACAAAAACAAACAUCAAGCUAACAUUGCUAGUCCUGAUGAUUUGCCUUUACUUGUUCCUCAAUUCUCAAUCACUGUGUUGCUGUAUGGACUGUACAGAAAUCAGAUUAUGGAAAAGUGAUUCUGAUUUAAAAAAAAAAAAAGAAAAUUAAAGUACACAGAAACAAUUGUAAAA
Molecule: messenger RNA, 1743 nt
Organism: Silurus meridionalis
Lineage: Eukaryota; Metazoa; Chordata; Actinopteri; Siluriformes; Siluridae
Product: regulatory factor X-associated protein
Exons: 3
Coding region: 285-875 (196 amino acids)
Biological process (GO): regulation of transcription by RNA polymerase II
Cellular component (GO): nucleus
Source: RefSeq, a predicted model, not a curated record